Molecule: messenger RNA, 402 nt
Organism: Acanthoscelides obtectus
Lineage: Eukaryota; Metazoa; Arthropoda; Insecta; Coleoptera; Chrysomelidae
Source: the annotation of a GenBank genome assembly
AUGGCCAUAUAUUGCAAAAAGGUGAUUAAUGAAGCAAUUUUCCAAGCACAAAUGGGAAAAUUAAACCAGACAUCAAAAAUCGUAACCCAGAUCGAAACAGUCGAAACAGAUAGAACACCAACAACUCCUGAUAUACACACUUUUCAGUAUAAUCAGGAGGUUAGUCGGCCCAGUAAUACUGAACUUUUAAGAUCGACACCAGAAGGACCUACGAAACCCUUACAACGCUUGGGGGGAUUAAAUCCAAUAAUUUGUGGAGUAGACACUUUUCAGUAUGAUCAUGGAAGGUUUAGAUCGUCCAUUGGAACUGAAAUUGCAAGAUCGCUAGGGGAAGCAACCAAUGACCUCUUACAAUCCCUUGGAGAAUAUUAUUCAAGAUACAACGUUGAAGAUAAUAAAUAA